UAAUGGCUGUGAAUUAUCUGGGUAGUGUUUACCCAAGUCGAGCAGUCAUCGCUACCAUGAAGGAACGAAGGAUGGGAAGGAUCGUGUUUGUGUCGUCUCAGGCUGGGCAGUUAGGCCUGUUUGGUUAUACCGCUUAUUCUCCAACAAAGUUCGCUCUUCGAGGAUUGGCUGAAGCCCUGCAAAUGGAGGUAAAACCUUAUAAUAUCUACAUAACGGUGGCCUAUCCUCCAGAUACGGACACACCUGGCUUUGCAGAAGAAAGCAAAACAAAGCCCUUAGAGACGAAGCUAAUUUCUGAGACCUCAUCUGUUUGCCAAGCAGAGCAAGUCGCCAGAGUUAUAGUCAAAGAUGCCAUACAAGGGAACUUUAACAGCUCCGUUGGGUCAGAUGGUUACAUGCUCUCAAUAUUGACAAGUGGAAUGUCACCAGUCACUUCUAUUACUGAAGGUCUUCAGCAGAUUGUUUGCAUGGGCAUUUUUCGCAUCGUUGGCCUGUUUUACCUAGGAAGUUUUGACAGCAUAGUUCGCCGCUGCAUGAUGCAAAGGGAAAAAUCUGAAAGUGCAGAUAAAACUGAGUAAUCUUUUACUUGAAUUGAAAGAAGAACAUCGAAACAGUCCUGGACAGCUUGCUGCUUAAGCGGGACUCGGUUCUUCUCCUGAAGGAUUUUGACUGGAAGUACUUGCGUAUGUGGCAGAUGAGUCCCCUCAAAAGCUAGGAAAGAAAACAAAAGUACAGCUCCAGAAAAUGCCAAACUAUGCAAAAGUGUGAAUGAGGAUUAGAUUAAUUUUUUUUUUUUUUUGGUGAUUUAUGUUGGAGAGAAUUUGGGGAACUUCUAAGUGAUCCACAGAGUAGAAUUUGAGAUGGACUAUGUGCGGUAAUUCUGGACAGAUGCUUAAGUUUUCUCAUUGUGGUGCUUAUGG
Messenger RNA from Apaloderma vittatum (bar-tailed trogon), 920 nucleotides. RefSeq names its product 3-ketodihydrosphingosine reductase (gene KDSR). The transcript is spliced from 5 exons. Bases 3 to 578 code for a protein of 191 amino acids. Gene Ontology annotation, biological process: sphingolipid biosynthetic process. Gene Ontology annotation, cellular component: endoplasmic reticulum membrane. NCBI's taxonomy places the organism in Eukaryota, Metazoa, Chordata, Aves, Trogoniformes, Trogonidae. The record is from RefSeq and is a predicted model, not a curated record. Gene Ontology annotation, molecular function: 3-dehydrosphinganine reductase activity.